Molecule: messenger RNA, 195 nt
Organism: Sclerotinia sclerotiorum 1980 UF-70
Lineage: Eukaryota; Fungi; Ascomycota; Leotiomycetes; Helotiales; Sclerotiniaceae
Exons: 1
Coding region: 1-195 (64 amino acids)
Source: RefSeq, a predicted model, not a curated record
AUGAGGGUGAGGAAAGGAAACAUAAUAUAUAUGACUAUGGUCCGUAGUUUCUCACAGUAUGCAGUAAUACCCACAUCAGGGCGAGAAAUCAUUGAAUGUAUACUAGUACAGUAUGAAGCAAGAUUAGGGUCAGAAAAGGCUCAGCCCAGAACCGGGUAUGCAGGGGAGAGAUUGGGGGCAAACUUGAUGGCUUGA